This is a messenger RNA of Scheffersomyces amazonensis, 806 nucleotides long. RefSeq lists its product as uncharacterized. The record is from RefSeq and is a predicted model, not a curated record. The coding region runs from base 86 to 490 and encodes 134 amino acids. Gene Ontology annotation, biological process: vacuole fusion, non-autophagic. Gene Ontology annotation, molecular function: endopeptidase inhibitor activity. NCBI's taxonomy places the organism in Eukaryota, Fungi, Ascomycota, Pichiomycetes, Serinales, Debaryomycetaceae. The transcript has a single exon.
CAUAGCAUAUGCCAGAACUGAUUUUGCCAUCCAAAUUCCUGUUUGAACAUUUAUAUCACACAUUAAGUUUUCUUCUUUUUAUUUGAUGAAAGGUAUCAAUAGACCAUUAGUAUUUGUUGUAUUAGCUGUCUUUCUUGUUUUUGCGUUGUCAUACUCUGCUAAAUCAUCUUCAUCAAAAGUUCUCAAAGUUACUUCCAACCCCACCGUUGCAAAUUCCGAUUUAUUAACAAAUUCCAUUGUCAAUCCAACAUCUGAAAUGUCUUCUACAAGUGAUCUUAAAUCAUACAUUAUUACCUUAAAGGAUUCUGUAUCUGAUGCAGAUAUUAAUGCCUUACAUUCUAAGGUUAAGGAAUUAGGUGGUCAAAUUACUACUCAAUAUACUUUAAUUAAGGGAUUUGUAGCAAAGUUACCACCUAUCCACAUUUCCUCUUUUGAAGGUCAUGAUCAUGUUGCUACUGUUGAAGAAGACCAAGAAGUUAAGAUUCAAUAAAUUAUUAGAAACUAAAUGGGUUACAAUUUAGACUACUAAAUGUAUACUAGGUAUUGUUAUUAGUUACUAGUUAAUACUUGCUUUACUUAAUUGCCCUCCUUGACGGAAUGGCAAUCUCUUAUCUUUUUUUGCUCAUUUAGAGCGGACAUAUUGUUCCUAUUAUUAUUAUAUAAUAUUUAUAUAGCUUUUUUGAAUAAUUAAAUAUAAUAACCACUAUAAUUAUAAUACCACAGCUAGCUUUAGCUAUGUAAAUUCAAAUUUCACUCACUCUAGGCUUAGUAAAGUACUUUGUCUUCCUCCUCAUUAUAAAUGUAUU